AGUCCCUAGGGAACUUCCUGUUGUCACCACACCUCUGAGUCAUCUGAGCUCACUGUGAGCAAAACCCUGCAGUGGAAACUCUUAAGCCUCUGCGAAGUAAAUCAUUCUUGUGAAUGUGACACACGAUCUCUCCAGUUUCCAUAUGUUGAGAUUCUACUUAUUCAUCAGUUUGAUAUGCUUGGCAAGAUCAGACACAGAAGAAACAUGUCCUUCAUUCACCAGGCUGAGCUUUCACAGUGCAGUGGUUGGUACGGGACUAAACGUGAGGCUGAUGCUCUACACGAGGAGAAACCUGACCUGCGCACAAACUGUCAACUCCUCAGAUUUUGGGAACUUGAAUGUGACCAAGAAAACCACCUUCAUUGUCCAUGGAUUCAGGCUAACAGGCUCCCCUCCUGUUUGGAUGGAGGACUUAGUAAAGGGUUUGCUCUCUGUUGAAGACAUGAACGUAGUUGUUGUUGAUUGGAAUCGAGGAGCUACAACUUUAAUAUACAGCCAUGCCUCUAGUAAGACCAGAAAAGUAGCCAUGGUCUUGAAGGAAUUUAUUGACCAGAUAUUGGCAGAAGGAGCUUCUCUUGAUGACAUUUACAUGAUUGGAGUAAGUCUAGGAGCCCACAUAGCUGGGUUUGUUGGAGAGAUGUACGAUGGACAGCUGGGGAGAAUUACAGGCCUCGACCCUGCGGGCCCUUUAUUCAACGGGAAACCUCACCGAGACAGAUUAGAUCCCAGUGAUGCACAGUUUGUUGAUGUCAUCCAUUCCGACAUUGAUGCACUGGGCUACAAGGAGCCAUUAGGACAUAUAGACUUCUACCCAAAUGGAGGAUUGGAUCAACCUGGCUGCCCCAAAACAAUAUUUGGAGGAUUUCAGUAUUUUAAAUGUGACCACCAGAGGUCUGUGUACCUGUACCUGUCUUCCCUGAGAGACAGCUGUGCCAUCACUGCAUACCCCUGUGACUCCUACCAAGAUUAUAGGAAUGGCAAGUGUGUCAGCUGUGGUGCAUCACAGAAUGAGUCUUGUCCCCUUCUGGGCUAUCAUGCUGAUAAUUGGAAAGACUAUUUAAGGGAGAAAGAUCCUCCAAUGACGAAGGCAUUCUUUGACACAGCUGAGGAGAACCCAUUCUGCAUGUAUCAUUAUUUUGUGGAUAUUAUAACAUGGAACAAGAAUAUCAGAAGAGGGGACAUUACCAUCAAAUUGAGAGACAAAGCUGGAAACACAACAGAAUCCAAAAUCAAUCAUGAACCCACCACAUUUCAGAAAUAUCACCAAGUGAGUCUACUUGCAAGAUUUAAUCAAGAUCUGGAUAAAGUGGCUGCAGUUUCCUUGAUGUUCUCUACAGGAUCUAUAAUAGGCCCAAGGUACAAGCUCAGGAUUCUCCGAAUGAAGUUAAGGUCCCUUGCCCAUCCGGAGAGGCCCCAGCUGUGUCGGUAUGAUCUUGUCCUGAUGGAAAACGUUGAAACAGUCUUCCAACCUAUUCUUUGCCCUAAGUUGCAGAUGUAACUGUUGCCAGGACACAUGGGCAUCAAUAAUAGAAAGAAAGCUACAACCACAGGCUGUUUGAAAGCUUCACCUCACCUUUUCUGCAAGGCACAAAAAGUAUGAAAAAACCAAGGCUUUUUUCAGUAGCAUCUUAUGGAUGUCACAUUAUACAACAUCAAACAACCUUGUGAUUAUAAAACGAUCCUGGGAAGGGAGCCCCUAACUAGGGCAAGUCAGAAAUAGCCAGGCUCGUGGCAGCCCAGGGCUGUGUCUGCUGCGUCCUGGGGCCUCGUUUGUUCCGACCUGUCAAUUCUGCUGCCUGUCACGUGGGUGGUUCUGCCCAUCGCGGCUGCAGGUCAAGCAUCUUCAAGGGAAGGACGGACUGGAGGCCUCACCGUGGACUCAACUCUGCAUUCUCUGUGCCACCUUCCUCCAGUUCCCACUCGUAGAAGGGAACGAAACUGACGUCUACCUCAUGGGGCUGCUGUGUGGGUUUGGGAGGCAAGUCUAUGAAGGGUUUUUUGAAAUCCCAUAGGUGUCACAUCUAUGAGAUGUUUGAUAAAUGUGAAUAUGCUUUUAUUUAUUUUCAUGGGGCUUAUCUAAUUUGCAAUGAGAGAGCCUCUCUCUCUCUCAACGCCAGCUUCUCUCUCAGGCUGUUUGUUCUGGGAAGGCACGAAAGCCACGUGCUGGCCCUCUGCCUUCUCUAAAGUGUUGUUGGAGCAUGGAGGAGCUGGAGGAGGUGGGGAUGGACUGACAGCUAAGAGGGCGGCUGCUGGGACUAGAUAGUAAGUGGAUGAAGAAAGAAGGAAGAGGAAGCUGUGGGGUAGCCUCUCCACAUGGGGACCGGCGAUGGAGCAUGAGGCAAGAGAAGGAAAAGCAGAGCUUGUUUUUCACCCAAGGUGGAGAAGGAUCACUUUACAGGUGACCCUCAUUUUAAGCAACCCUUAAGCAAUGUUCACAUUUCUUUAUUACCAAUGUAAUCUACGAUUAUUGAAGGAAAUUUGGAAAAUGCAUAGAUACAAAAUAAAAAAAAAUACUAUUCACGAUGCCACCUAUGAGAGGUAAUUAAUGUUAGCCUUUUGGAACAAGGCUAUCACUUGUUUUGCUAACAUGUGUAUUCAAAGUAUGAACCGGUUUGCUUUUGGAGAAUCUGAAGCCUCCAGUUUGAGGAAUCCUUUGCUUCCCUGGAGGUAGAUGUGAAUCUAGAAUGACAGCAGGAGUCCGGUCAAGAGGUCCUGUCGGGCUGAGGCCAGAAAGAAGGGAAGACAAUCCCUGGGGCCAGAUGUCCAGUGUGAGGGGAGGCACCAUCUGUCCCAUGGCUGUGGCCACUGUAGGAAGGUCUGUGAAGUGCCACAGGCCCAGUCACCUCCUCCUCACCCAAGUGAUUGCUCCUUCAACUGCUAUCUGUGAAAACAGCCCUUGUUAUGAAGAAAUUGACUCUCUCUCUUUUUCUUUUGAGACGGAGUCUCACUCUUGUUGCCCAGGCUGGAGUGCAAUGGUGCGAUCUCGGCUCACUGCAACCUCCACCUCUCGGGUUCAAUUGAUUCUCCUGCCUCAGGAGUAGCUGAGAUUACAGGCAUGUGCCACCACACCUGGCUAACUGUUGUAUUUUUAGUAGAGACAGGGUUUCACCAUGUUGGCCAGGCUGGUUUUGAACUCCUGCCCUCAGGUGACCCACCUGUCUCGGCCUCCCAAAGUGCUGGGAUUACAGGCAUGAGCCACCACACCCGGCCAAGAAAUGGAUUCUCUAUGCCAUAAAUUAAAGAAAUCUAUAAAUAUAUUCCCGAGUGGCAUAUCUUCUUACAGAUUUACAUUUGCAUCAAAUACAGAGUCUGUUUUAUUUAAGUGAGGGAUGACUGAACUCUGAGUGGAACAAGCUCUUGGACAUCUUACUAUCCUUCCUGCUCCUUCCCACAUUUCCUCAGCAAUUGUGGAUAGAGAGAUCAGUGUGCUGUAGACUCUGUUUUUUUUUUUUUUUUUUUUUUUUUUUGAGAUGGAGUCUCAUUCUGUUGCCCAGGCUGGAGUACACUGGCACAAGCUUGGCUCAAUGCAACCUCUGCCUCCCGGGUUCAAGCAAUUCUCUGCCUCAGCCUCCCAAGUAGCUGGGAUUACAGGUGCCCACCACCACGCCUGGCUAAUUUUUGUAUUUUUAGUAGAGACCCAGUUUCACCAUCUUGGCCAGGCUGGCUUUGAACUCCUAACCUCGUGAUCCACCCGCUUUGGCCUCUCAAAGUUGUGGGAUUACAGGUGUGAGCCACUGCACCCGGCGGCCCUGGUUUCUUCUUAGAGUUUUAUUGGUCCGUAUUUUGAUCUGCACAGUCACUUUUUUGUUCUCUUUCCUUUCCUGGUAAGCAGGGAGUGAAAACAAUAGCAACAAAAUGCCUGAAAUAGAAUUUGUACCAAUUUGUAAACUCUGGGCUAACGGGUCUCCUAGCCCAGUACCUGGCUCACUGUAGGACGGGUAGAUGGAUGAAUGAAUGGAUAAAGAAAGGAAGUUUGUUCACUGGAGAGGGGAUGAAUUUCAAUAAGUUUCAUGUAACAGUGAUCAGGAGAAACAAAGGCAGUUACAA
Molecule: messenger RNA, 4047 nt
Organism: Piliocolobus tephrosceles (Ugandan red Colobus)
Lineage: Eukaryota; Metazoa; Chordata; Mammalia; Primates; Cercopithecidae
Gene: LIPH
Product: lipase H
Exons: 10
Coding region: 143-1498 (451 amino acids)
Biological process (GO): lipid catabolic process
Molecular function (GO): glycerophospholipase activity
Source: RefSeq, a predicted model, not a curated record